This is a messenger RNA of Olea europaea var. sylvestris, 1917 nucleotides long. RefSeq names its product cyclin-L1-1-like. The record is from RefSeq and is a predicted model, not a curated record. Gene Ontology annotation, biological process: regulation of transcription by RNA polymerase II. Gene Ontology annotation, molecular function: cyclin-dependent protein serine/threonine kinase regulator activity. NCBI's taxonomy places the organism in Eukaryota, Viridiplantae, Streptophyta, Magnoliopsida, Lamiales, Oleaceae. Bases 541 to 1641 code for a protein of 366 amino acids. The transcript is spliced from 10 exons. Gene Ontology annotation, cellular component: nucleus.
CUAAAAAUGCAAAUCUUUCUUCUUAUAAGGGAGUUUCCCUUUGCGCCAGUUGAUCUUGUGUAAUUCGCAAGUGCAAUUGAUUGAGCAACCGGAGCAAGGGUUUUGCACCAAUUGAUCUUCUAUUGCAGUGAUUUCUAAUCAAUUUCUUCAUCCCAAGGGCAACAGGAGGGGACAAGCGGCUAAGGGUUUCUCUGGGCACAUUUUGUGUUGCAGUGAUUUCUACUCAAACUUCUUCAUCUCCAAACUUGGAAGUUAUUGAGGCUCCUCGCACUUGGAGAAAGAUAAAAGUAUGAUUUACACAGCAAUUGAUACGUUUUAUCUGACAGGCGAAGAGCUACAGAACUCACCCUCUAGGAGGGAUGGGAUAGAUGAAGUUACAGAAACGACACUUCGAAUCUAUGGUUGUGAUCUCAUUCAAGAGAGCGGUAUUUUGCUCAAAUUACCUCAAGCUGUGAUGGCCACUGGUUAGGUCUUAUUCCAUCGUUUCUACUACAAGAAGUCAUUUGCCAGAUUCAACGUGGAGACUUGGUUUGCACACAGAUGGUUGCUGCGAGUUGUGUAUGGCUUGCUUUCAAACUCGAAGAAAGUCCUAGGAAAGCAAGGCAAGUCCUCAUUGUUUUUUACAGGAUGGAAUGUAGGAGGGAAAACUUACCCAUAGAGCAUCUGGACACAUAUUCUAAGAAAUAUGUGGAUCUGAAAGCAGAUUUGAUCAGAACAGAGAGGCAUCUUUUGAAAGAAAUGGGUUUCAUCUGCCAUGUUGAGCAUCCUCAUAAGUUUAUAUCGAAUUAUCUUGCUACUCUUGGAACUCCUCUAGAACUGAGACAAGAAGCUUGGAAUCUUGCAAAUGAUGGCUUGCGCACAACUUUGUGUGUUAGAUUCAAGAGUGAAGUUGUGGCCUGUGGUGUUGUAUAUGCUGCAGCCCGUAGAUUUCAAGUGCCAUUGCCAGAGAAUCCUCCAUGGUGGAAAGCAUUUGAUGCUGAUAAGUCUGGUAUAGAUGAGGUUUGUAGAGUUCUGGCUCACCUAUAUGCCCUUCCAAAGGCACAGUAUAUACAUGUAUGCAAGGAACGGGGUUCAUUUGCAACAUCUAAUCGAUCAUGGGAUUCACCACAUGAGUCUGUUACCAAGGAUGGUUCCUUGACUGGACCUGCUGCAAAUGAAGAUAGUAGUACUGCAAAAGGGUCCUCUUCAGCUGCAAAUCGGGAAGUGGGUAACGAUGUACUUGUAAAAGCUGCACUUGACAAAAUGAAGGAGUUGAAGAGUGCCGAUGACUCUAAAAGCAUGCCCACUUGUGAAGAGUCGAGAGAAGAUCCAGAGUCUAAAUUGAUGUCUGAUCAUCGAACAGAGGCUGGUGGUGAAAGCAACAAGGAAAGGGACAAAGACGGGGACAGGGAUAGGGAGAGAGAAAGAACAAAGAGCAGAGUUCAUGAUAGAGGGAGAGAAUCUGACGGGGAACGAGGACGCGAGGAUAGUGAAAGGGACAGAGAUAAAAUCAAGGAAAGGGGCCACCGUUCGAGGGACAGAGGAAAAGACUCUGGACGUGUCGAGAAAUCAAAACAUCAUUCUUCUCGAGAUCGAGAAUACCACAGCUCGUCUUACUCAUCAAGGGAGAAGGAUCGUCGUAAACAUCAUUUGUAUGCAUAAACUGGGUUGAAAGGUGCUAUUUUAUUUCUGUUACGCUGCUCGAUUGUAUGUUACCUUCUUGCAAUUAAAUCAUUAUGGAUCAAACGACAUUAGAAAGUACUUUUAAGGUUAAAGUACAGUUCCCUCAAUAGUGGAAACAAUGUUGACAAGCAGUCUUCCGAAACCAUUGAUGGUGAAUUUUGAUACUUCUAAGGAGAAACCUUAUUUCUUUAUCUUCGUUUAAUGUUUUUGCUGACAACCAUUAAGGAAACGACGAACUUUUGUGUUCCUAUUUUA